AUGGCGCUGAGAGUCUUUGCCAAAGUUUUUGUGGUGGUGGCAGUUCACCUUGGCAUGAACAAUAUUGCUACCUACCUUUACUUAGAUGGCUGGCUGGUGGUGCUGGGCCCGCCGGGCGGCUCCCUCCUGGCCCCGCCGGCCUCGGCCUCGGGCUCGCCCGCGGGGCCCCUGCACCACUUCCACAGCCCGCACUUCCGCCGCGACCGCCCCGACCUGCUGGUGCACCUCAAGCGCCUCACCAGCGCCAACAAGGCCAAGCUGGCGGCCGGUCUGGAGGUGACGAGCCGCCCGCCCAACCGCUUCCAGCGCCUGCUCAGCACCUCGCUGCAGGGCGACGCGCUGCUGCCGGCCCCGGCGCCCGGCAAGGCCGACAAGCCCGGGCAGCUGACCAUAGGACAAUUUCAUCGGUCUUUUCGGCGUGACAGUUUAUCACCUUACUCAUAUGUAUCUGCUUCAUCCCACCACCCCAGCACUUUACCUUUAAAAGGCUUAGAUCGGACUCCAAUCCCUCCCAGAACAUGGCAGAAUUCCCUUGGGAUGCUUCCAGGGCAGGUGGAGACUUCUUCAAAUUUUUCAGAAAAAGGGGUUCCAUUUUCUGUACUACAAAGGUUUCCAACAGAGGUUACAUACACACUGCAACCCAAUGCUACUUCUGUCCAUAUUCAGCAAGGGCCUCAGGCAAUGGUGACUUCUUCUCAGAAAUACAGCAGCUACACACCUUCACCACAGUACUCUCAAGCCUACUAUCCAACAG
This is a messenger RNA of Alligator sinensis (Chinese alligator), 754 nucleotides long. RefSeq names its product heat shock factor protein 5-like. Lineage: Eukaryota; Metazoa; Chordata; Crocodylia; Alligatoridae. The annotation marks the transcript as partial. The record is from RefSeq and is a predicted model, not a curated record. The transcript has 3 exons.